This is a messenger RNA of Girardinichthys multiradiatus, 2207 nucleotides long. It is a transcript of the gene rab10, whose product is annotated as RAB10, member RAS oncogene family. NCBI's taxonomy places the organism in Eukaryota, Metazoa, Chordata, Actinopteri, Cyprinodontiformes, Goodeidae. The record is from RefSeq and is a predicted model, not a curated record. Gene Ontology annotation, cellular component: insulin-responsive compartment; Golgi apparatus; recycling endosome. The transcript is spliced from 6 exons. Gene Ontology annotation, biological process: cellular response to insulin stimulus. Bases 619 to 1224 code for a protein of 201 amino acids. Gene Ontology annotation, molecular function: GTP binding; GTPase activity.
GGCGUGUCAAUUGGUCCAGGGAGUCGCCGUUGUGGCUCCCAUUCGAAGGCGACGGCGGUCGUCUGUAUUUCUGCUCUAAUCUAAUCUGAAAAGCUAAAUUUUGCCAAGCAGACAGUGAAUUUGAUUCACUUUCAUGUUCGGUUUGUUCCCAAUUCUUCUCAGUCGAGCUCUCGGCGGGGCUCCGGAAUGACGGCGUGUGCGGAGAAUUUCAAUUAGCUCGCAGUUAGUUUGAAGAAAGAGUGAGUUGGGGUAGAGACGUAGAGAGAAGCCAUUUUGUCCCGACUGUGUGGGAGAAAAGAAAGAGUGGAAAAAAAAGGAAUCACACGGGAGGAGAUACCAUUUUUUUUUUUGCUUCUUGUUCCCAUGUUGUAAGAGAGGAUUCGGUUUGGGAUAUUUAAACUUCUUGGACACGUCGUUGGGUCCUUUAUUUGGGUGACAUUUAGGCUACUACUAGCUCGCCAAAGCUAAUCAACAAAUCCCAGAUUGUUAACUGUUAACAGCCAGGACGGCUGGAGCGGGUUAGUCAAGUUGGCCACGGAGCUGGAUUUAGACUUCACGUAGCCGUGCUAGUUUGUCGUUUGUUUCUUUUUCUGGGUGAACACAUACUGUUUUUUCCCAAUGGCGAAAAAGACGUACGAUUUGCUGUUCAAGCUGCUGCUGAUCGGCGACUCGGGUGUGGGGAAGACAUGUGUGCUGUUCCGCUUCUCUGACGACGCCUUCAACACAACCUUUAUCUCUACCAUAGGAAUAGACUUCAAGAUUAAAACUGUUGAAUUACAAGGAAAGAAGAUCAAACUACAGAUCUGGGACACAGCAGGCCAGGAACGGUUUCACACCAUCACCACCUCGUACUACAGAGGAGCUAUGGGCAUCAUGCUGGUCUACGACAUCACUAACGCCAAGAGCUUUGAAAACAUCAGCAAAUGGCUGCGCAACAUUGACGAGCAUGCAAAUGAAGAUGUUGAGAGAAUGCUGCUAGGCAACAAGUGUGACAUGGAGGACAAGAGGGUUGUACCAAAAGCCAAGGGAGAGCAGAUUGCAAGGGAGCAUGGCAUUAGGUUUUUUGAGACGAGUGCUAAGGCCAACAUCAACAUCGAGAAGGCUUUCCUCACGUUAGCAGAAGACAUCCUCAGAAAGACGCCUGUAAAAGAGCCCAACAGUGAAAAUGUGGACAUCAGCAGUGGAGGUGGAGUCACAGGCUGGAAGAGCAAGUGCUGCAGCUGAACAACUUCUCAGUUUCACCGACACUAACUCACACCAACACACACACACACACACACACAAACACACAACCUCUCUUUAACUGCUAACUCUAACUGUCUCGCCCUCUAACCUGUCUCAUGAGUUUUCUCUUACACUGACACUUUGUCUCUUUAUCAGAAUAAAACAAUAAACCACUUCACUCGUCUACCCCCCUCCUCCAUUCUUCUCCACAUCAUAUUCUUCCUCCAUGCAUCUGAUGAUCAUUUUUAUUUCUGAUAAAAGGAGAAAUCCAGUCACGUUUCUUGUCAUUUGUUUUAGUUAAAGUUAUUCAUUAAAAAAAAAAGACAAUAUUUUUAAUAUUUUGCCUGAGCUCACUCGGUUGGACCCUCCCACACACCGCCCACCCACAGCUCUCACUUUCAGAGGAACUCAAAGUAUACAGAAAAUCAGACCAAAAAAAAAAAAACUAUAGGAAUAACAUUUUGUACACUUAGUGGGCUUUCUGUCAUCUUACACAUUUGUUCAUUUACACUUUGUUACCAAGCGACAGAGGCGUGGCUAGCUCCUUUUGUAUGUGGGGGUUUAUUUUGUCCUGUGCCUUAUAUGGAAGACAGGGGCGGGGCUGUGGGGUGGGUGGUGCCACAUCUACCCAAUUAAAUUACUUUUCAAUAAUCUGUCAGUUCACUCUCCUUAUGAAGAAGUGGAACUGAAGCGUUUGAAUUUCUUCUUCAGCCACGAGAACAGCAUUAUAAAGUAUGUCCUGUUCAUUGAUGUUUUAUUUUUAUCUGUAUGGAUUAUUUUACUUUAUAUUUGAGUUAUUUUUCCCUAUUUGUUUUUAUUUUAUAAUUAUUUUUUUUUGCAUGCAGGUUUCUUUGGGUUGGAGACGUUUCUGUAACAUUAUGUAACGUUUGCCUCUGGUUGACUGUGGGCGGGAGGUACACCAGUUCUCUUUGGAAAUACAAACCGUUUUGCAGAUCCAUUAAAAAAUAAGCUUGUUAAAUUAA